AUGAAAGGAUUUAAACAGCGGUUCAAGGUUAAGACCAACCUGAGUAAGAAUGACAAAAAGAAGGACUCCAAGAAGGACGAUAAGAGCAAGUCAAAGAAGGUUCCAAGCGACCAUCAUAGUAAUGUCCAUCACCGUCACCACAGUCAUCACGAGCAUGAACAUGACCAUGACCAUGGUGACAAUCAUGGUGACAAUCAUGGUGACGAUCAUGCUGAUGAACAUGCUGAUGAACAUGCUGAUGAACAUGACCACGACCAAGACAACGACAACGACCAUGACCAUGAACAACAACAUGCACAAUCCCUGCAGUCUUCUCAACAAAUACCGUCAGCACCAUCUCAACAGUCCAAUCAACAAAAGCCUGAUACCCAAUCUGAGAAGAUGGCUAAGCAAUCAAGUGAAAAACAACUGCAGCCACCACCGUUGGCGUCACAGCAUCUACUACAGCUACCCGGAGCACCGAGGAAAGUUUCCGAUACGCGUAUUGAUCCAUCUUCAGAUAUGGAGAUGUCACCUCUAACGCCUACCAAUAGUAGUGGAGGAGCUUCGGGUAUCGUAACCACAGAUGAGCUUGGCUUACCUAAAUUGCAUGCCUCAAACUCUCCAUUUGACAAGGUUCCAAAGGAUGAUUUGGAACUCAAGCUUAGGACCCCUCAGAGGCACUCCAGUUCCAGAUUUGAUCCCGUUAGUGAUCGCAAGGUGUUUCAGAAACUGGCCUCGUUCGACGAGGUGGAUCCUGAUUACUACCCGGAACUCUUUGUCCAGAAAGUGGAUCAGUGCAAAAUCAUGUUUGACUUCUUUGAUCCUUCUUCGGAUAUUCAGGGGAAGGAAAUGAAGAGACUCACGUUGCAUGAGUUAACUGUUUUUGUUAGCACCACGAGAAUGACCUAUACAGAUGAAAUGUAUAGACACGUCGUUGACAUGUUCAAAAUGAAUAUUUUCAGACCAAUUCCACCUCCAGUUAACCCUGUUGGCGAUAUAUACGAUCCCGAUGAGGACGAACCCGUUUAUGAAUUGGCCUGGCCUCAUAUGCAGAUGGUUUAUGAGUUUUUCUUGAGAUUUGUGGAAAGUCCAGAUUUCAACAAUACCGUAGCAAAGCCUUAUAUUGAUCACCAGUUUGUUCUGACGCUUUUGGAACUAUUUGACAGUGAGGAUAACAGAGAAAGAGACUGUUUGAAAACCACCUUGCAUAGAAUCUACGGUAAAUUCUUAAGCCUCAGAUCGUUUAUCCGCAAAUCUAUUAACAACAUCUUCCUUACAUUUAUUUACGAAACGGGACGUUUCAAUGGUAUCUCUGAGUUGCUUGAAAUUCUGGGUUCUAUAAUCAAUGGCUUUGCUCUUCCAUUAAAAGAAGAACACAAGAUCUUUUUAAUCAAAGUUCUUAUCCCAUUGCACAAGGCCAGAUGCCUUUCCUUAUACCAUCCACAAUUGGCCUACUGCAUAUUACAAUUUUUGGAAAAGGAUCCAAACUUAACGGAGGAAGUUAUCAUGGGAUUGCUUAGGUAUUGGCCGAAGAUCAAUUCUCCAAAGGAGUUGAUGUUUUUGAACGAGAUCGAGGAUAUAUUUGAGAUUAUCGAUCCACAAGAGUUCCAGAGGAUAGAGGUGCCACUCUUUGCCCAGUUAGCCAAAUGUAUCUCAUCCCCACACUUUCAGGUCAGCGAGAAAGUUCUCUGUUACUUCAAUAAUGAGUUUUUCGUGUCUCUAGUGACGGAAAAUGCCGAAAGCAUCUUGCCCAUCAUCUUCCCUUCUUUGUAUGAACUUUCUCAGCCCGAAAUGGAACUGGUAGAGCAGCAGCAACAACAACAAGAAGAUAACCCUGAUCAGCAGCUGAGUGAUUAUGACUUCGAUGAGGCCAGCAGUUGGAAUAGAACUAUCUCUACCUUAGCAUACAAUGCUUUGAAGAUUUUCAUGGAUGCGAACCCGAUUGUUUAUGACAGAUGCUGCAUUCUAUAUGAGGAACAGAUGAAAGAAGAAAAGGCAAGGAAGGAGCUUAGAGAGGAGCACUGGAAAAAACUAGAAACCUACGUAGAGAAGUUACAGCUGGGUGAUGAUAGUACCAAGAAGGUGGAAAUCAAGUGA
Molecule: messenger RNA, 2079 nt
Organism: Brettanomyces nanus
Lineage: Eukaryota; Fungi; Ascomycota; Pichiomycetes; Pichiales; Pichiaceae
Gene: RTS1
Product: serine/threonine-protein phosphatase 2A 56 kDa regulatory subunit delta isoform
Exons: 1
Coding region: 1-2079 (692 amino acids)
Biological process (GO): signal transduction
Cellular component (GO): protein phosphatase type 2A complex
Molecular function (GO): protein phosphatase regulator activity
Source: RefSeq, a predicted model, not a curated record